AUGAUUAAAUUUGAAGAUUAUUUUUCUAUUCAAAUAUUUUUCAUUAUAUUACGAGAAACUUUAGAGACAGCAAUAAUUAUAUCUGUCUUAUUAUCUUUUAUCAAUCAACGAUCUCAUAAACAACAUCAUCAAGAAGAGGAAAGUUUAUCUGCAAAUAAUGAAAAUACUACUCGUCCUAUAUCUACGGAUCCUGGAAGUGGUGAUAUUAAUCGUAAAUUGAAAUUUCAAGUUUGGAUAGGAGCAAUAUUAGGAUUAAUUAUUUGUUUUAUAAUUGGGAUAAUUUUUGUUUUAAUAUUUUAUUUUGUUGGACAAGAUUAUUGGUCAUAUACUGAAAGAGUAUGGGAAGGAGUAUUUUCAAUUUUAUCAAGUGUAAUAAUUACUAUUAUGGGGAUUGGAUUAUUAAGAAUUAAUAAAGUGAUGAAAUUGAAAUGGUGGAUAAAAUUGGGUGAUGCCUAUAAUUAUAAUGGACAGCAACAACAACAACAACAACAACAACAACAACAACAACAAGAAGAGGAGGAGGAAAUUGCUGCUUUGACUGAUAAUGAUAUUUUAUUUGGUAGUAAUGGCAAUGGUGAAGAAGAUGAAGAUAGGUUGAAUUAUGGAGGAACUCGAUCAAGUUCUGAAUCGAAUGAAAUUAUUACCAAUAGUAAUAGUAAUGGUUCUAGUGGUAGUUCUAAUCCUGGAAUUUUGAAUAAUGAUAAUGAAGAAAGUAUACCUUUAACAGUAUCUUCUAAUUUCACUCCUUCCAACAAUAAACAUAAAUCAAUCCCUAAAAAGUCUAAACAUCCGCAUCGUCAAUCAUUUAAUAAGAAAUAUUUUUUGGCAAUAUUACCUUUAGUCACUACAUUAAGAGAAGGUUUAGAAGCAGUAGUUUUCAUUGGUGGAAGUGCUAUGAGUUCAUCACCAAAUUCUAUUCCAUUAUCUGUCAUAUGCGGGAUUUCUAUGGGGUCAAUUAUUGGUUAUUUCUUAUAUCAAGGAGGUAAUAAAUUAUCAUUACAAUAUUUUUUAAUUUUUUCUACAUGUUUUCUUUAUAUUGUUAGUGCAGGAUUAAUGAGUCGAGGAAUUUGGUUUUUAGAAUUAGAACAAUUUGUUAGACAAUGUAAUGGAUUAGAUAUUAGUGAAACUGGUAGUGGACCUGGUUCAUAUGAUAUUGCUAAAAGUGUUUGGCAUGUGAAUUGUUGUAAUGGAUUAACUGAUGGUUGGUGGAUGGUUUUCAAUGCAAUUUUCGGUUGGACAAAUUCAGCAACUUAUGGUAGUGUUUUAAGUUAUAUGAUUUAUUGGGGGGUGGUUAUUAUUUGGUUAAAAAUUAAAUUAUAUGAAGAACGUCAUGGUAUAUUACCUUUGGUACCAUUGAAAUGGCAAUUGAAAAGAAUUAAGAAAAGAAUUAGAUUAUAUGAAUUAAGAAAAAAUCACGAACAGGAACAACAACAAAGAUCAAUUGAAAAUGAUAGGACUGCUUUAUCGGCUUAG
Messenger RNA from Candida dubliniensis CD36, 1473 nucleotides. RefSeq names its product Fth2p (gene FTH2). The coding region runs from base 1 to 1473 and encodes 490 amino acids. Gene Ontology annotation, biological process: iron ion transmembrane transport. Gene Ontology annotation, molecular function: ferrous iron transmembrane transporter activity. Lineage: Eukaryota; Fungi; Ascomycota; Pichiomycetes; Serinales; Debaryomycetaceae. The transcript has a single exon. The record is from RefSeq and is a predicted model, not a curated record. Gene Ontology annotation, cellular component: plasma membrane; fungal-type vacuole membrane; high-affinity iron permease complex.